AUGCCGGGACCCUCCGUGCGGGGCAGGAUGUCGCUGGGUCCGCGGGAUGCGCCCGGCUGCAGCCUGCGCCGGGAGGGCUACACCGUGCAGGUCAACGUCAACGACUACCUGGACAUCUACUGCCCGCACUACAACGCGUCGGUGGGCGAGCACCGGCCCGAGCAGUACGUGCUCUACAUGGUGAACGCCGAGGGCUACCGCACCUGCAACACCAGCCAGGGCUUCAAGCGCUGGGAGUGCAACCGGCCCCACGCGCCCCACAGCCCCAUCAAGUUCUCGGAGAAGUUCCAGCGCUACAGCGCCUUCUCGCUGGGCUACGAGUUCCACGCGGGCCAGGAGUACUACUACAUCUCCACGCCGCCGCACAACCACCGGCGGGCCUGCCUGAAGAUGAAGGUGUUCGUGUGCUGCGCGUCCAGUGAGUACAUCCCGCUGCGCCGUGUCCCCCCGUGCCCCCCUCACCUCCUGCCUCUCCCCGCUGCAGAAAACUUCAACCCCGAGAUGCCCAAGCUGGAGAAGAGCGUCAGCGGCACCAGCCCCAAGCGGGAGCACCUGCCGCUGGCCGUGGCGGCCGCGCUCUUCCUCAUGACGCUGCUGGCCUCCUAGCUCGGCCCGCGCCGGCGCCGGCCCCGCGCUCCCUCCC
Messenger RNA from Nothoprocta perdicaria, 643 nucleotides. It is a transcript of the gene EFNA3, whose product is annotated as ephrin A3. Lineage: Eukaryota; Metazoa; Chordata; Aves; Tinamiformes; Tinamidae. Gene Ontology annotation, cellular component: plasma membrane. Gene Ontology annotation, molecular function: ephrin receptor binding. The transcript has 4 exons. Bases 1 to 606 code for a protein of 201 amino acids. Gene Ontology annotation, biological process: axon guidance; ephrin receptor signaling pathway. The record is from RefSeq and is a predicted model, not a curated record.